Messenger RNA from Ruditapes philippinarum (Manila clam), 890 nucleotides. RefSeq lists its product as uncharacterized. Gene Ontology annotation, biological process: defense response. Lineage: Eukaryota; Metazoa; Mollusca; Bivalvia; Venerida; Veneridae. The transcript is spliced from 3 exons. Gene Ontology annotation, cellular component: extracellular region. The record is from RefSeq and is a predicted model, not a curated record. Bases 138 to 860 code for a protein of 240 amino acids.
GGAUAAAGACUUCACUGUGAGCACUGGACAGCUGCAUCUCGGCUUAUCUUGACUUAACCUUUGUUGAAAGUUCGUUAUAUACACAUAUAUAAACCAAAGAAGUCUCGAGGCAAAAUCAUUUAAAGUCAGUUUACAGAAUGAUGAUUCGAGAAAUAUUUCUGGUUUGUCUUCUCGGGGCAUGCACAUGUCAUCAGCUCCACAUUGCUAACCGUUGUUCACAUACGGUAUGGGUCGGAAUUCUCGGAAAUUCAAUUCCUGAUGGAGGUGGAUAUAUGUUAAGUGCUGGAUCCUCUAGAACUACUAAUGUCCCUAACCAUUGGUCUGGACGGGUAUGGGGAAGAACCGGUUGUUAUGGUAACAAGUGCGAAACAGGUGACUGUGGUGGUGGAAAAAUUCAAUGCAACGGAGCAGGUGGCGCCCCUCCUGCAACACUUGCUGAGAUUACAUUCGACGCCGGCGGUCUCAGGGACUACUAUGACGUCAGCUUAGUUGAUGGAUACAACCUACAAAUGUCUAUGAGUCCUCGGGAUGGAUACAGGUCCGGAAGCGGCCAUUACUAUUGUUCAAGAGCAGGUUGCAAUACUGAUCUAAACAAGAAUUGUCCAAAUGAGCUUGCCGUUUAUGGCACAGGAGGAGUCGUGGCUUGUAUGAGUGCUUGUCUGGCAUUCAACUUGGAUAAGUACUGCUGCAGGGACUCUUAUAACACACCGCAAAAAUGUCCCCCUUUCAGUUAUUCUCAAACGUUCAAAGAUGCGUGUCCAGAAGCAUAUAGCUAUGCAUACGACGACCAAGCAAGCACUUUCACGUGUGUCGGUAACUCUGUUGGUUCAACUUCGUAUGAUAUUAUCUUUUGUGGCUGAUAAUUUGUUGUAUUUUGUCGUCAAUAAAGA